Molecule: messenger RNA, 1041 nt
Organism: Penicillium daleae
Lineage: Eukaryota; Fungi; Ascomycota; Eurotiomycetes; Eurotiales; Aspergillaceae
Product: putative mitochondrial carrier protein (Rim2)
Exons: 3
Coding region: 1-1041 (346 amino acids)
Biological process (GO): pyrimidine nucleotide import into mitochondrion
Cellular component (GO): mitochondrion
Molecular function (GO): pyrimidine nucleotide transmembrane transporter activity
Source: RefSeq, a predicted model, not a curated record
AUGCAGAGCCGCAAGAUUCACGGUCGGCCCGCUGAGGACUCUGCUCCUCUCAAGACCUCUUAUGUCACCGCCAAAAAGUCCCACGACCCGUGGGUUCACCUGCUAGCCGGCGCGAGUGGUGGUUUCGCAACUGCUAUCGCCACAUCUCCCCUCGAUGUUCUGAGGACACGCCUUCAAUCCGACUUCUAUCAACGUCCUCCUGCUCCGUCCUCCGCGGCCUCCGGCGCCGCGGCCACCAUCCCAAAACACACAAGCCACAAGACCGCUCGAAUUAUUAGCAACAUCUACCAAGCAGAAGGAUGGCGAGCCUUCUUCCGUGGUCUCGGUCCUAGUCUUGCUGGCGUGGUCCCGGCGACCGCCAUCAAAUUCUACGUCUACGGAAACUGCAAGCGGAUCGGCGCCCAACUACUAGGAACAGGCGAAGACUCGAUACUCGUACACGCGCAGGCCGCCAUUGCCGCGGGAAUUGCGACAGCCACAGCAACAAAUCCCAUCUGGCUGGUCAAGACACGGCUGCAAUUGGAUAAGGCCCAAGCAGCCACCGGAACUCGCCGGUACAAGAACAGUCUGGACUGCGUUCGUCAGGUUCUUCGCCAGGAAGGUAUCAGUGGAUUGUACAAGGGACUCAGCGCGAGUUAUUUGGGCUCAUUAGAGACUGCGCUUCAUCUGGUUCUUUAUGAGCGGAUAAAAACUACAUUGCAUACCUCGCUUGGGUCGCCUGAAGGCAAGGAGACGGCCACCCAAAAGGAAAUUACGAGCUGGCUCAGCACAACCGGUGCGGCGGGAUCCGCCAAGUUUGCUGCGGCUCUGAUCGCAUAUCCACACGAGGUCAUCCGAACUCGACUUCGUCAGGCACCAAUGGAGAAUGGCGUCCCUAAAUACACCGGCUUGCUGCAGUGCUUCCGACUAAUCGCUAAGGAAGAGGGUAUGGCUGGUCUCUACGGAGGCCUGAUGCCGCACAUGGUCCGCUCGGUCCCCUCAGCCAUCAUCACCCUGGGCGUCUAUGAAUUUGUUCUGCGGUUUGUCGGCACAUCGGCCUAA